Messenger RNA from Musa acuminata subsp. malaccensis (wild Malaysian banana), 1708 nucleotides. Its product is annotated as polypyrimidine tract-binding protein homolog 1. Gene Ontology annotation, molecular function: mRNA binding. Gene Ontology annotation, biological process: regulation of RNA splicing. The record is from RefSeq and is a predicted model, not a curated record. Lineage: Eukaryota; Viridiplantae; Streptophyta; Magnoliopsida; Zingiberales; Musaceae. Gene Ontology annotation, cellular component: nucleus.
AAUAGGUUCGAUAUCUUUAUCGAUCGGUUCUUCUUCCCCGAUCCCUGCCCUAACCUGGCUGGACAUUCCUCAAAGAAAAUCCUGCCGAUUUCGCCGAUUUCGUGUUGACGUCCGUCGAAAUCUGAUCGUCGUAGAGGCAGAUCGGAGAGGCGUCUCCGCAACCUUUUGCUCGGAGAUGUCCUCCUCGGGGCAGCCGCAGUUCCGGUACACGCAGACGCCGUCGAAGGUGCUCCACCUCCGGAAUCUGCCGUGGGAGUGCACGGAGGAGGAGCUCGUCGAGCUCUGCAAGCCCUUCGGCAAGAUCGUCAACACCAAAUGCAACGUCGGCGCCAAUCACAACCAGGCCUUUGUUGAGUUUGCGGAACUUAAUCAGGCAAUCUCGAUGAUCUCAUAUUAUGCAUCUUCAUCUGAACCUGCACAAGUUCGUGGCAAAACUGUUUACAUACAAUAUUCAAACAGGCAAGAAAUUGUAAACAACAAGGCCUCCGGUGAGGUUGUUGGGAAUGUUUUGCUCGUUACCAUAGAGGGCGUGGAAGCUGGUGAUGUCAGCAUCGAAGUUAUUCAUUUGGUGUUCUCUGCAUUCGGAUAUGUUCACAAAAUUGCUACUUUUGAAAAGGCUGCUGGUUUUCAGGCUCUGAUCCAGUACACUGAUGCAGCAACUGCUUCAGAAGCUAGAAAUGCCUUGGAUGGAAGAAGUAUCCCAAGGUACUUGCUUCCAGAGCAUGUUACAUCUUGCCACUUGCGGAUUUCUUUUUCUGCACAUACAGAUUUAAAUAUCAAAUUCCAGUCCCAUCGGAGCAGGGAUUUCACUAACCCUUACCUUCCUGUGAAUCCUUCUGCAAUCGAGGGUACUUUACAGCCUGUUCUUGGUCCUGACGGGAAAAUGAAGGAGCCUGAGAGUAAUGUGCUGCUUGCGUCCAUAGAGAAUAUGCAAUAUGCUGUCACAGUUGAUGUUCUUCACACAGUGUUUUCAGCUUUUGGUACUGUCCAGAAAAUUGCAAUAUUUGAGAAAAAUGGUGGAACUCAGGCAUUAAUUCAGUAUCCAGAUGUGACCACUGCAACAGUUGCCAAAGAGGCUUUGGAGGGACAUUGCAUUUAUGAUGGUGGCUAUUGUAAGCUUCAUCUGUCAUACUCUCGUCAUACGGAUCUCAACGUGAAGGCAUAUAGUGACAAGAGCAGGGACUACACGGUUGCUGACACAGGGAUACUUGCAGCGCCACAAGGUUCCUCCGUGACUAUUGUUUCCACUGGUUUGCAAGCUAAUCCUCAUGUGGCAGGAACCUUUGUUAGCAACGUGGGCAUGCAACAGGCAUUUCCAAACAGACAGAUGCCUUCUUGGGAUCCAAAUAAGGCCAACUAUGCGUCGAUGGGUGGGACGUUCCCCGGCCAGCCAUUUGGUCCUUCUGCUGGUGCACCGUACCCAGCCUCAGCUGCCCGUCCCACUGCAUCAGCUGGUUAUGUCCAAGCUUCACAACAGAUGCCCCAGUAUGGUAUUCAGCCAAGGCCUGCUACGGCCAGGGGCGCACCAUUCAUCGGACAUCCUCCUAGGUAUUUCUAAGUUUGCUACUCAGUUAAAUCCACCCUGGCACUCCCUAUUUUGUUCUGCUGUCUCAACCCACUGUUUGGAGAUUCUGCAACUUUGUUAUUUGAUUGCACUAGAUUGUUCUGAGCUAAAUGGGUCCAAAUCUUUUAAUGUGGUUUUCAGCAA